Molecule: messenger RNA, 4160 nt
Organism: Colius striatus (speckled mousebird)
Lineage: Eukaryota; Metazoa; Chordata; Aves; Coliiformes; Coliidae
Gene: YME1L1
Product: YME1 like 1 ATPase
Exons: 19
Coding region: 199-2367 (722 amino acids)
Biological process (GO): protein quality control for misfolded or incompletely synthesized proteins; mitochondrion organization
Cellular component (GO): mitochondrial inner membrane
Molecular function (GO): ATP hydrolysis activity; ATP binding; ATP-dependent peptidase activity
Source: RefSeq, a predicted model, not a curated record
CCCCGGGCCUGGUCACCGCCGGCCGCAGGGGGCGGCCAUUUUGCCGAGGAGCGGAGCCGGCGGCCCCUCCUGCUGGCGGCGGCGGCGGCCACAGCGGCUUUGCGGCGGGAACGGCUACUGCGGCUGCGCUGGGCUGGGCCGGGCAGGGCUGGGCAAGGAGCGCGGAAGGCGCCUGUGGUCGCCGCCGCCGCCGGGAGGAUGUUUUCCUUCUCGACCGUGCAGCCGCAGGCUACUGUUCCUCUGAGUCACCUCAUCAGUGCCUUUCAUUCACCAAAAAGCUCCGCUACUACUACCAACACAGCAUCCAUACAACCUGUCCAGAGGGACACCUCCCCAGAGCAUGAUCUGCAAAAGAGUGAGACUGGACUUAAUUUAAGAGAUCUGGGGUUGUCUGAUUUGAAAGCUAACCAAUUCAAAGAAUUGGUGAACAGAUUGCUUCCUGGCUACUGUGCAGAAAACAAAGUCUCUUCACCAUGGCAUACAUCAUACAUCUCUGCUGAGUCCUUCUUUGAAAAUAAGCAUGGUUUUGUGGACGUUUUUGGUGCUUUACGCUCAUCUUGUUUGUACAGACAGCAUCCUAACCCCCUCCAAAAUUUGUGUUCAGGGGUUCACUGUUGGCCAGUUUACAUACAGUCACGGACCUUUAAGACCUUGAGAUCAAGAACAAGACGUCUGCAGUCAACAUCUGAGCAAUUCACAGAAACAAAAGGUUCACUUUCUUCACUUUUGAAGGGCUUCGUCCUGAGAAAGCGAAGAAUUGAUGUUGAAAACUUAGAUACACUAAUGAAAACAAAGAACAUCCCAGAGGCACACCAGGAUGCUUUUAAAACUGGUUUUGCAGAAGGCUUUUUGAAAGCACAGGUAUUCCUGCAAAAAACACUUGAUUCCUUAAGAAGAUCACGUUUGCUUUCUUUCUUUCUCUUUGUUCUUUGUUUUUAUCUUGCUAUAUAUUCAUCGUUUUUACCUGGGAAAGGUUCCUUUUCUGAUGCUGUACGCUUUCGAACAUCGAGUAUCUUUGAUGCAGCAGUUGAUCCAAUCCAGUUGAAAAAUGUCACCUUCGAACAUGUAAAAGGGGUUGAAGAAGCUAAACAAGAAUUGCAAGAAGUUGUGGAGUUCCUGAAAAACCCUCAUAAGUUUACUGUACUAGGAGGGAAACUUCCAAAAGGUAUUCUGUUAGUUGGACCACCUGGUACUGGUAAAACUCUUCUCGCAAGAGCUGUAGCUGGUGAAGCUGAUGUUCCAUUUUAUUAUGCAUCUGGAUCAGAGUUUGAUGAGAUGUUUGUUGGUGUAGGAGCCAGUCGCAUCCGAAGCCUGUUCAGGGAAGCAAAAGCAAAUGCACCAUGUGUUAUAUUUAUUGAUGAGUUGGACUCUGUUGGUGGGAAGAGAAUUGAAUCCCCAAUGCAUCCCUAUUCAAGACAGACCAUUAAUCAACUUCUUGCUGAAAUGGAUGGCUUUAAACCUAAUGAAGGUGUUGUCAUUAUUGGUGCAACAAACUUCCCUGAAGCAUUGGAUAAUGCUUUAAUACGUCCUGGACGCUUUGAUAUGCAAGUUACUGUUCCCAAGCCUGAUGUAAGAGGUCGUACAGAAAUUCUGAAGUGGUACCUCAAUAAAAUAAAGUAUGAUCCAUCUGUGGACCCAGAAAUAAUCGCACGAGGCACAGUAGGAUUUUCUGGAGCAGAGCUUGAGAAUCUUGUAAAUCAAGCUGCCUUAAAGGCAGCUGUUGAUGGAAAAGAUAUGGUAACCAUGAAAGAACUAGAAUUCUCCAAGGACAAAAUUCUAAUGGGACCUGAACGCAGAAGUGUAGAAAUUGAUGAGAAAAACAAAACCAUCACAGCAUACCAUGAGUCUGGACAUGCUAUCAUUGCCUACUACACAAAGGAUGCGAUGCCCAUCAACAAAGCUACAAUCAUGACACGAGGAACCACACUUGGACACGUAUCUUUGCUCCCAGAAAAUGACAGAUGGAGUGAAACUAGAUCCCAGUUGCUUGCACAAAUGGAUGUCUGCAUGGGAGGAAGAGUAGCAGAAGAGCUCAUAUUUGGAAGUGAUCACAUCACAACAGGUGCUUCCAGUGAUUUUGACAAUGCUACUAAAAUUGCAAAACUGAUGGUGACUAGAUUUGGAAUGAGUGAAAAGCUUGGUGUUAUGACCUAUACUGAUACAGGGAAAGUUAGCCCUGAAACUCAGUCUGCCAUUGAACAGGAAGUAAGAACUCUUCUACGGGACUCAUAUGAGCGAGCAAAGAACAUCCUGAAGACCCAUGCGAAAGAACACAAGAAUUUAGCAGAAGCUUUAUUGAAAUAUGAGACUUUGGAUGCCAAAGAAAUCCAAAUUGUUCUAGAGGGAAAAAAACUAGAAGUAAGAUGAUAGCUUCUGUGAUACAGUAACGGCUAAUUUGAGGAAUGUACAUCUUAGCAAUGUUUGAAGAAUGUACCUCUAGCAAUGCAGUAGUCUUACACAGCAUAGCCUUUUUUCUCUUCCUGAUGUGUGUAUGGCAUUAGUGACACUUUAAUAUUAUUCUGUCUCUUGUGAGCUUCUGUUAUUCAUCUGUUUGUUGUGUCACCGGACACACAAAAUAAAGCAAGUUCCCCCAUCCUCUGCUCCCUGUACUUGUCCCACAAGAAGUUAGUCAGAAGGAUAAAUCUCAGGGUCAAAUUCAGUGUUUUGGUUCAGUCAAAUGUGGUGAAGCUGAGAAGAAAAACACGCAGAUGUACUGGUGUGUUUGGCGUAGCUUCCUGGGUUGUGCCACCACGUGUGUGUGAAGUGAAACCCCACAGUAUGUGCUAUGGAAUGUUGUAUGGAUUUGUGAAGCAGUAGUAUGUAGUUAACUAAUGCUCAUACUCUGAGGCUGGAGAACUUUUAAAGAACAAUUCGCAUUUAGAAAGGUGACAAAACACCUCUAAGAAUGAAGCGUCUACACAGUGCAUCUCUGAUUUUAAAGGGAGUUGUGGGAGCUCCACGUUAGACAAAAACAUCACGAUUGUGUUCUCAGUGCACUUGGGGUUCAAGUACACACAUGUAUGUGUGGGAGAGCAAUUUUAAAGCAACCCCAGCUGGCUGUACAUGUCUAAGCCUCUGUGGACCAUGCUUUGGGCAGAACCAUGACAGGGAUAAGAGAAGUACCUGUGACCUCUGAUGUGCUGCUGGCAAGAGUUUUUUAAACUACUGCAUUAGAGGGACGACACUGCUUUGAUGACAGUGCUUUUACACUGCUGGAGAUUGUACAGAACCAGUUUCUGCUAAUCCUAUGUAUGGGCCUUUGAUAAUCCAACAGGUAAUUUCUUUAGAGAGGGCAGCAUUGCUCACUAGAGAGUAGUUCAGAAUACGUUUGAAGCAUGUGGGGUUUUUCCCAAAUAACAUUCCCAGUUCUGUUCUACAGUAGAAGCAGGGAAAUAAACCCUUUUCUUUCAACACUUACAUGAGCCUCUGGAAAUUCUAAAAUAGUAAGAAAAAGGUUUUGGAAACAGAAGUAGCUUCCAAUCAAGUGGGAGUGAUUGCUAGCAAUUAUAUACCAGAAUUCUGAUCUCAUGGAACUGUUUUUUAGGAAUAACACACCUUGAUUGUAAUACUUCUGCACAAUUCAUGGCAAAAUCUUGGGACUAUAAACUUCCAUUGCAGAGAGGGCCUUUAUUUAAUGUUGAAGGUUACCAUUUUUGGAGAUGAAAGUAGUUGGGCUGGUGCCAAUAAAUGUGAAUGGAAACUGGUAGCUACACUUAAAACUAGAAGUAAUGUAGUAUUUUAGAAUUUUCUGAGUGUAAUGCUUGAUUAUAACUUAGUUUCUUAGUAAAAGCACAUGCAGGUUUUUCUUCUUGUUCUUUCAAAACCAGUAUAACUUUCUGUUUGCCUGUUUUUGUCAGCUUACUAUAGUGACAUCCCAGUGCAGUGUGGGAGAACUCCCAAAUGUUAUCAACCAGUAUACCAAAUGUCUAGGCUGAUUAGUUAUAAUCGUACAUGCAUUUUAGGACUAGGCCAACAGAAACAAAUAUAUUGCAUAUUUGACAUCCAUUUUUGGAGUAAUAAAAGUUAAUUUUAAUUAUGCAUAUUGGUUUUCUUUUUAUUCACUGUAAAUUGCUAUACAAUGUAAUACCAGCUUCCCUACUAUGUAAAUUGAGGUGUAAAAAGCAUUGAAACUUGUAAAUAAAUUGAAGAAUGAUGGCAAA